Dichomitus squalens LYAD-421 SS1 is the source of this 983-nucleotide messenger RNA. RefSeq lists its product as uncharacterized. Gene Ontology annotation, molecular function: rRNA (uridine-N3-)-methyltransferase activity. Bases 1 to 957 code for a protein of 318 amino acids. Gene Ontology annotation, biological process: rRNA base methylation. The transcript has 3 exons. NCBI's taxonomy places the organism in Eukaryota, Fungi, Basidiomycota, Agaricomycetes, Polyporales, Polyporaceae. Gene Ontology annotation, cellular component: cytoplasm. The record is from RefSeq and is a predicted model, not a curated record.
AUGCCGAAGGGCGGCAAGAAGACUUCGCUCAAAGCGGCACUGUCCUCACAGCAAUCGCGCCUGAAGAAGAAACAGGAAGCGGCUCGUGCAGCCCAGCACGCUGAACGAGCCAAAUCAGGUCCGCAAUCUAAGGGGAAGGGCAAAGCUACCGCUCCCUCUCAGGCUCGCCCAACAAUCCCCUUCGGUCCUACUGACAGCAUUCUGUUGGUUGGCGAGGGCAACUUUUCGUUUGCGCGGGCGCUUGUUAUAUCCCCUCCCGAGUCCCUGCAGUAUCUCCCGCCUUCUAACGUCACUGCCACCGCAUAUGAUACCGAGGAAGAAUGCUGCUCAAAAUAUCCAGACGCCGCUGAGAUCAUUCGAGCACUCCGUGAAAAGGGCGUCGGGCUCCUCUUUAGCGUCGACGCCACAAAGUUAGACAAAUGUCCUCCUUUGCGGGGCCGUAAGUUCGACAGGAUAGUCUGGAACUUCCCGCAUGCUGGGAAAGGAAUUACGGACCAGGACAGAAACAUCCUCUCAAAUCAGGUGCUCCUGCUCGGCUUUUUGCGCUCUGCCGCUCCUUUCCUGGCGUCAGGCCCUAUACCAGUAGUUCACAAACCUCGUAAACAGAAGAGGGGAUCGGACGACGAAGAUUCCGGUGAUGACCAAGAGAACGCCGACACAUCAAACAUAGACACAGCGCGAAAGGCCCGUGGCACUAUUCUCGUUACAUUGAGAAACGUUGUGCCAUAUACUCUGUGGGACCUGCCCAGACUGGCCAAAACCCCUCCUCCAUCGACAUCGACAUCGACUGGGCAGAAGUCAAAUCCAAAAUAUAUCCAGCUGCGUUCCUUUGUGUUCCAUCGGAGCAUAUGGACGGGCUACGAGCAUCGGAUGACAAAAGGAGAGAGGGCUCACGGACAAGGGAAGACUGGAGAGGGCGGUGAAGAUCGUACAUGGGAGUUCUGCUUACAGGACUAAACGCUUGUGUUCCCCCUUGUUGCAAU